AUGUGGAUACACUUUACCCCCUAUCGCCGUGAGGAGAAACGAAAAAGCUCAGGCGCUAACACCCCACUUUGCAGUAAACACGUUCUCAACGCCCAAGUGGCCAUUCGGUCGCACUGCUGCCGCAAAUGGUUCGACUGUGCUGAAUGCCACCAAGAGCAGGAGACGCAUAUGCUUCAGAAGGCGCAAGAAAUGAUCUUCGCGUGCAAGAAGUGCAAGAAGUGUUUCCGCAAAGACGCCGCUGAAUUCGAAGAAAGCGACGAGUUUUGCCCUCACUGCGAUAACCACUUCGUCCUCGACGCUGUCACCCCGAAGGCCGACCUCAGAAUAGAGGGUGACGAUGCACGAAUGGACAGCCGAAUGCUCAAGGAUGACCGUGUUCGCGCGGAUCAAGAAAAGUCCAUCUUCAACUUCAAGGACCUCUCUGAUCGUAUGGGCUAA
Penicillium angulare is the source of this 438-nucleotide messenger RNA. Its product is annotated as CHY zinc finger protein. Gene Ontology annotation, cellular component: mitochondrial intermembrane space. Gene Ontology annotation, molecular function: zinc ion binding. The transcript is spliced from 6 exons. Gene Ontology annotation, biological process: protein import into mitochondrial intermembrane space. Bases 1 to 438 code for a protein of 145 amino acids. NCBI's taxonomy places the organism in Eukaryota, Fungi, Ascomycota, Eurotiomycetes, Eurotiales, Aspergillaceae. The record is from RefSeq and is a predicted model, not a curated record.